Molecule: messenger RNA, 998 nt
Organism: Arabidopsis thaliana (thale cress)
Lineage: Eukaryota; Viridiplantae; Streptophyta; Magnoliopsida; Brassicales; Brassicaceae
Product: PLATZ transcription factor family protein
Exons: 4
Coding region: 190-861 (223 amino acids)
Source: RefSeq, marked reviewed
GGCCGACCUUUUCAGUGUCUUAUAAAUUUCUCCAUCGUCUUCUUCUUCUUCUUCUUCUUCGUCUUCUCUCUGUAAACCCCCACACAAACCUGUGGCCGCUAUAUUCUCCAUUUUCUCAGUAACCAUCUCUGUUUUUUUCUCUGUUUCUCAGAUUAAGUUUCGUGUGUCAAACAGAUCAAAACCCAAACAAUGGUGAGUUCCAUUGUAAAAAUGGAGAACGACGACGUAAUGACUCCGCCAUGGCUAACACCAAUGCUUCGAGCUGAUUACUUCGUGACUUGUUCGAUUCAUUCACAAUCGAGUAAAAGUGAAUGUAAUCUGUUUUGUUUGGAUUGUUCAGGCAAUGCCUUUUGUUCUUCUUGUCUCGCUCAUCACAGAACCCAUCGUGUUAUCCAGAUUCGACGAUCGUCGUAUCAUAAUGUGGUGAGAGUGAGUGAGAUUCAAAAACAUAUUGAUAUCUCUUGUAUUCAGACUUAUGUUAUCAAUAGUGCUAAGAUCUUCUUCUUAAACGCGAGACCUCAAUGUCGAACUGGUAAAAGCUUAAACAAAACAUGUCAGAUCUGUUCUCGUAACCUUCUCGAUUCGUUCCUGUUCUGUUCUCUUGCUUGUAAGCUUGAAGGUGUGAAGAAUGGAGAGGAUCCAAACCUGACUUUAUUUCAUAGUGGAAAGAGUGAUGACUCGUCGAAGAUCAUCAAUACCGGGAUUUGUAGCCGUUUGAUCGACGGGAUCUCGAUUGCGGUUGACGACCAACGCAGCGAAACCGCGGGUGUGUUAUCUCCAGAGACACCUUCAAUAGAAAGCCACCGGAAUUACCCAAUGAAGAGUAGAAGAAAGGGUAUACCUCAACGAGCACCUUUCUAAAAGGCUUUAUGAAAGAGUUAAGAUAUAAGAUAGAAUAUGGGAAGGAUCAGAAAAGAGAAAACAAAAAGUGUUGGUAAAUGACUAAUGAGUAAAUGGAAUCAUCUUACAUAAAUAGUAGCAAGCUUAAUGAUUAUAAG